Molecule: messenger RNA, 1395 nt
Organism: Ostrinia nubilalis (European corn borer)
Lineage: Eukaryota; Metazoa; Arthropoda; Insecta; Lepidoptera; Crambidae
Exons: 9
Coding region: 136-1395 (419 amino acids)
Biological process (GO): synapse organization
Cellular component (GO): neuron projection membrane
Source: RefSeq, a predicted model, not a curated record
UCUGCGCGCUCGUAGCUCGUAGCACCGUAGCACCGCUCGUAGUUUGGCGGAGUUCGUAGUGGAGAAACUGUGUAUUGUGGAUCGGUGGAAGUGAAGUGUGUUUUUUUAUUGGCGUGUUCGCGAGGAUGUAGAGCGAUGUGCGCGCCGGCCGCAGCGGCGCUAAUGCUCGCCGCUCUCGCUGCUCUGCCUUGUCGAGGUACCGAUGCCGACACCGCUCCAAGAGUCCCAAAAGAGCAAGAAACAGGCUUCCAACCUACGAUUAACGUUAUAUACCAAAUGUUACAUACAACGGUACAUAACCAGACAAAAGGUCUUAAUUACACGAACUUUGAAAAUGUUGAAGAGUGUUGUAAUAAUACUGUAGAAUAUAAAGAUAAAGGUGCUAAUGUAGUCAAUGAUAACGAUAUGAGGAAUAGAAGGAGGAGGCUAGUUAAUGUGGGUAGGACAGUUUAUGGGGUGCCAAGUGAAGUGAGGGGUGAUGAGGUGACGUCAACGACGAUGGCGACGAGCCCUCCUCCGGUGAUGGAGAGGAGACGAAAGCCUGGAGAGACGGGAUCCAGUGCACCACUGCUCAACUAUAUCUUUGACACGUAUUCCAACACACACCAACACAGGAAUGGCAAAGUCAGUCCUGGAAACAGCAUUUAUGCAGCAGCAGCACCAGAAAUUGAGGCGCUGGUCGGCUCCACAGCACAUCUGGAUUGCAAAGUGGACGCGCUCCACGAUAAACUGGUGUCAUGGGUCCGAAGAAAAAGCGACGAACAGCCAAUGGAGUUGCUGACAACUGGAACUCAACAGUAUACUGCUGAUGACAGGUAUUCAGCAAGAUUCAUCCCGCCAGACAUCUGGCGGUUAGAAGUGAAAGAAGUAAGGCCGUCCGACGCUGCUCAUUACGACUGCCAACUGUCAGCGCACCCGCCUCGGACAGCCCGGGUGACUCUACACGUGCCUGAGGUGUCAGUACGAAUAGUGGACGGUGCGGGAGCAGAGGUGUCGGAGCAAGUCUGCGAGCUGGGGAGUACCGUCGCCCUCCGCUGCGAAGUGAGAGGCUUGAAGAUGGAGGGAGGACCCUCGCUUCUGUGGUUCAGGAGGGAAGCACUCCUGAACGAUGACACUACCAGGGGAGGAAUCAGCGUGCGAACAGAAUUCGGCGCGAACGGCGCGAAUUCGGUUCUGCGGGUAGCGCGUGUUCGCAAUGACGACGCGGGCCGUUACACGUGUAGUGUGGCGCGUGCGCCGCCUCCCGCCCCUCCCCCCGCUCAUGUUAUAUUACACGUUAUCAAAGGAGAGAGCCUUGCCGAGCUGCACCAAGGGGGCAACUCGUGUUCCGCAGCGACCAAUCUCUGGCUGCUUGUUAUAGUCGCCAUUUUACACCGUCACAUUUACAUUUAUUAA